Panicum hallii is the source of this 1720-nucleotide messenger RNA. Its product is annotated as myosin-binding protein 2-like. The coding region runs from base 264 to 1505 and encodes 413 amino acids. The transcript is spliced from 2 exons. Lineage: Eukaryota; Viridiplantae; Streptophyta; Magnoliopsida; Poales; Poaceae. The record is from RefSeq and is a predicted model, not a curated record. Gene Ontology annotation, molecular function: myosin binding.
UUCUUGUUUCCCUGUGCCUUAGUGGCGCCCCAUUUCACAAAGUUGACACCUGCUCUCCUCCUCCACCUACCCCAAAUCCUCCUCCAUCUUCCUCCUCCGGCUCAGUCCAAUCCUUCCCUUCCCUUUUCGGCUUCGGCCAAUCCACCAACCGGUCAUCAUCGUCGCCCAGCCAGAGGUUUCUUCCAUCUUCUUCUCCAGAGCUCUCGAAUGGUUCCUUCCUCUGCGCUAGCUUUCUUGGAGCUGGAGCAGAGCAGGUAGCUACCAUGAUCCUCGAGUUCUUGGCCGUGGCGGCGCGCGCGGCGCUCGAGUGGGCGCUGGCGACGCUGCUGCUCGCCAACGGCGCCGCCUUCUGCCUCAUCGCCGCCGCCGCGGCGCGCCUCCGCCUCGGCCCGCCCUGCAUCCUCUGCGCGCGCGUCCACCGCCUGCCCUGCUCCGCCUCUGCUCCGGCCGGCGGGGAGCGCGGCGCCCUGCGCCUCCUCCUCUGCGACGCCCACCUCGCCGCCGUCGCCGCCGAGCCCCGCAUAGACCCCGAUCGCCGCGACGGGGACGCGGGGAAAGGCGGACUGACGGAGGCCGGUGAUCCGGCGGACAAAGUCUCAGGCCUGGAGACUCACCGCGUCGUUUCCAUCGGCAGCGAGAUCUGCGAGCAGGACCACGACGUCGAAGACGUCGGCCAGCCCCGCGCGGCCGGCCGCAGCCGCAUCGCGAGAACCAGCAGCAUCGAGGACGGCGGCAGCAGCCCGCUCGUAUCCCUCUUCGAGCUGGCCCCGAUCGUCGCGCAGCCGGGGGGCGGCGGCGGCGGCGACUCCUCCGUGGACCCGGCCACGGCGCCGGAGCUGGUGGCCGUGGACGGCGACGAGCGCCUCACCGUCGGGCAGGUCGUCUCCGCGCUCCGCGACCAGAGGCGGGAGCUGAAGGCGCUGCGCGCGGAGCUCGUCGCCGAGCGGCGCGCGCGGGCGGAGGCGGAGGAGUACCAGCGGCAGCUGGAGGAGCAGGGCGAGCUGGACCGGGAGGCGGCGCGCCUCGCCAUGCAGCUCGUCCACGAGAGCGAGACGGAGAAGCACGGCCUGCAGCGGCAGCUCGACGCGUGCAGGGUCCGGGCCCAGCUCGAGUCCGCCGCCGUGGACGACUUCGCCGGCGGGGAAGGAUGCUUCCGCCGGGGGGCCAACGGGGGCGACGACGGCAACAACUACCAGUCGCUCGUGGACUUCAUGCCGGGGUCGGUGUACUCCUCCUCGCCGGACCUGGCCAACCUCCUUAAACUCUACACCGAGUCCGGCAAUGGUGGCGGCCGCCGCCGUCAGAGGGAUGAUCACGACGAGCCGGCCGUUGCGGUGGUUGAGGAAGCAGAGGAGGAGGAGGAAGUGGUGGCCGUCGCCGUCGCUGGCACGGCUGCCACUGAACCCAGCGGGAAUGCUGAUGCGACCACCGCCAUUGUUGCUGAAUCUUUUCAUGAACGAAGCACCAAUAGUUGUCACAUCGAGACAGUUGCUGAAGCUUCUUAACUCGUCGCGACUUCACUGCCAUCUCUUGUAAAUUGAUUUCUCUUGUGUAAAUUUCGUCUUCUUCUUGUCUUUUUUCUUUUGGGGGGUUUUGCAUACAGAGAUUGAAAGCUUGGGUGCGUGUGUGUCAGUGUGUAUGUAUGUCAUACAUGUAAACUGUUUGUCCAUGGAGGUGUUAAAGAGAAGAAAUUUUGAAUCUUCAAGAUGAUUUCUCGGAA